This is a messenger RNA of Clunio marinus, 3388 nucleotides long. The record is from the annotation of a GenBank genome assembly. NCBI's taxonomy places the organism in Eukaryota, Metazoa, Arthropoda, Insecta, Diptera, Chironomidae.
GGGUGUGUAGGUUGGUAGAUAAAUUCAAAGCUUGUUUCGUCAAGAUACCGAAACUUUUUUUCACUUUAAAAGGAAAAGAUUUUUAAUUGUUUUAAAGUGCAUCAAACGAUAAUAAAAUAGAGUUAAUCAAACAAAUUGUUAAUAUUGAGAAGUUAAUAAACUAGGAAAACAUAAAGCUUUCGAAAAGUAUCAUCGAUUAAGGUAAGUUUAUCCAGCUUGUAAAGUUUUUGUGGCAACAAUGGAAUCAGAAAAGGUGCCAUCGCCAUGUCCUCCACCGUCACUUUUCUCUUCACCACCGCCUUCUUUUGCCUCCAAUAAUAAUAAUAAUAAUUCGUCAUCUCCAUAUCAAAACAAUCAUUUGUCAAAUGCUAUAAUUAAUUACGCGCAAAGUCGAAUGCAACAGCAGAUGGGAUCGAAUGAUUUCUAUCGGCCGCAAUAUUUCAAUAACCAACAACAAAUGAAUCAAGCGCCAUGUUUAUUCAAUAAGCCAAUUCGCUUCAACAUCAAUAAGCAAGGCACGAAAGUUAAUCCCAUGAUGAUCAAUCAAAACAAUUCUUUCAUGCAAAAUCCAAAUAAUUGCAUGAUGAACAAUUUUCACAAUAAUGCGAAUCCAAAAAAGCGUAAUAAAAAUAAGAAAAAGAAGAAUAAGAACGGUGGUUAUAACAUUGGUAACGAAAGUGACGGUUUUUCCCAUGACCAACCACCGUUGCCACCUCUUCAAAAUGAUUUCAACAAACCACCACCAUCAUUUGUGCCAACAUCAUCACAGCAAGUCACUUCUUCGAUGUUUAAUAAGCCACCUGAAGCGACAAGUUCGCAAGCAUCCUCAACGAAUGAUAUUAAAGACGUAAACAUGACUGAUGUCUCUUCUGAUAAUAAUAAAACAACACCGGAAACAGUUGCUGGAGUAAAUCCUGCUAUGGAAUGGCCUGAAAGUUUGUAUAAUUAUGUUGCUCGUUGUUACAUGAAAUGUCACACACCGAUUGAUAAAGAUUUAUGCGAAAUAACUUUGAAAGGGAAAAUAACAAUGGCGAUGACUCGUGGUGAACUUUUCUCUAAAGAUUGGGAGAAUGAGCCGAUGCCAAUUCUUCAUAGCGAUCGAAUGCAGCAACAACAAACUCCACCGCAACAACAGAAACCCCAACCACAAGCACAGCAUGUUUUUAAUAAAAAUCGACCGAUUGUAGUUGGACAACUUUCUCAAUUUCAAAACUUGCCAGCUGUUAAUGCUAAAAAAGGAAUUUCAUCACCUUUAGGGGCUCGUCUUGGAAAAUCGCCGAUCACAAAGAAACGACGAUCACGUUCUUCAUCUCGAUCGUCACGUUCAAGAUCAAAUAGCUCAACGCCACCAAGGAAACGUCGCAGUUCUGAUGAUGAUAAUGACAGCAAAUAUAAUUUUAAUAAUAAGUCACAAGUUCCAGCAUUCAAUAAAAUCGGUAACAGUAAGAAAAGAAGUCGAAAAGAGAAAAUGGCUCAAAAGGCGUCAGCUUUUUACACAAAGAAUGGAGCUAUAGGAGGUUUGGUUGAUUCUUCUGAUGUUGAGCGAUUGAAGAAGCGAGCAGAUCGUUUCAAUAAAAUGACCUCAAAACCAGUUUUAACCUCGACUCUUAAUUCAUUCAACUCGCGGAAAAAGUUCGCAACACCAACAGCUUUCAAUCCAAUUGUUGAUGAUUCAGUUGAUGAUUCGAUUGACUUCCUCAGUCUUCACAUAGUUGGAACAUGCAGGGAUUUAGAAAAGCCUUUCCUUAGACUUACAAGAGCACCAGAAGCUUCCGAAGUUCGACCAGUCGAUGUUCUCGUUUAUUCAUUAACAAAUGUUAAGAAUCGAUGGGUUGAGAAGCAAGAAUAUUAUUAUGCUUGUGAUCAACUGAAAUCGAUAAGACAAGAUUUGACAGUUCAAGGAAUACGUGAUGAGUUCACUGUAAGAGUUUAUGAGACUCAUGCUCGAAUUGCAAUGGAAAAGGGAGAUCAUGAGGAGUUUAAUCAAUGUCAAACGCAACUCAAAAUGCUCUACUCGGAAAUUGGUGGGGAGAAUCAAUUGGAGUUUCUUGCGUAUCGAAUUUUGUAUUACAUUUUUACAAAGAACACUUUAGAUUUAUCGACAAUUCUUAAGUCCCUUACCACCGAAGAGAGAGCUGAUGAGUGCAUUUCUCAUGCCUUGAAAUUGCGUUCAGCAUGGGCUCUCAACAAUUACAGUCGAUUCUUCAAGCUUUAUAAAGAGUCACCGAAGAUGUCGGGUUACAUUAUGGAUUGGUUCAUUGAACGUGAGAGGAAGCUCGCGCUCAAAAAUUGGAUCAUAAAAGUCUAUCGACCGGGCAUAAGCUGUGAAUUUAUAAAAGAAACGCUGGCAUUUGUUGACAUUGGAAAAUGUGUGGAGUGGUUGUCGUCGUUGGGUGUUGUGUUUCUAAAAGCGGAUAAGGAAAAUGUUGAUUGUAAAACAAGCACAAGUGUACUUGCAACGCUAUAAGAUUGGAUAGCAAAAAAAAGAGAAAAAAAAUGGAACUUUAAAGUGCGGUUUAUGAUAAAAGUGAUGAUAAAUGAACUUAAAACAUGUUAAAGGAUAGAAAAUGAAAAGCAGAGAUUAACGUGCUAAACAAUGACAUAAUUCAUUUUAUAUUAGCUAAAUGAAUAUGAAAUCUGUUAUCGUCAUCUUCCUGUUUGACAUUCUUGGACAUCGCUUAGGACGCUUCAAAUGUUGUUAAAUGAUAAAAUUGAUCAUCAUCGUGAUCUUUCCCUAAGUCGCAUAUUUAAGGAUGAUUCGUUUGUUUAUGCGUUAAAUACUUUUACAUCUUGAUCAUGCUUUCAUCAUACUUUAUUGGAGAGAUUCAGGAGUUUCCCGUCAUCUUCUUCUGUCAUUUGUUUAGCACGACUUGCAACAUAAUUAAUAAUCGUAUGAUGAACAUUUAAAGAAAUAUUCAAAACUAAAACAAAAAAAAUGGACAAUACUGUGGAAAAGAUUAAAUUAAUUGAAAAGAUCUUGCAUAUAUAAUUAUUAUUUUUGUAAAUCGUUUUUCUGAUACGCGAUAUUAAUGAGGACAUAAAUGAGUCAUGAAACAAGUGAAAAUUAAAUCGAAAUUCUUUACUCGAUUCAUCAAGCUACGAAAAAAUAGAACAAAGUCUUCAAAUUAUUUUCCCCUGAUUGUAAAUAAAUUUCCUUCCUUCCAUUAAAACAAAGACAAUCCCAAAUCCUUCUUCCUGCUAGUGAAUUCCCAAAAAUUAGAAGAAAAAAAAGAAGCUGAACGAGAAAUCGUUGAUGGUGGACUGGAUGGUGGAUUCGAAAGUGCUGCGAAAGAUUCUUUAUUCUAAUGAAAAUCGUUUUUCUCGUUAUAGUGUACCAUCCGUUUAUUAAAAAUCAUAUAAAUAAAAAAGGAUACACGCAAAAAUUUAA